Penicillium brasilianum is the source of this 441-nucleotide messenger RNA. The record is from the annotation of a GenBank genome assembly. NCBI's taxonomy places the organism in Eukaryota, Fungi, Ascomycota, Eurotiomycetes, Eurotiales, Aspergillaceae.
AUGCCAGUCUACACAGGCUCGUGUUUCUGCCGCAAAAUCGAAUACGAGUUGAGACUGGGGUCCGCAGACGAUGCACGCACAACCCUCUGCCACUGCCGGAACUGCAAGAAAGCAUUUGGAACAAACUAUGGUCUUACGGCCAAGGUACCCAAAGAUUCAUUCCACCUAACCAAGGGUCAGCCCAAGGAACACGCAGGAGACAACGGGUCUGGGGCCACCAUCUAUCGAUAUUUCUGUGAUACCUGUGGUAGUUUUAUUCUGGAGUUUGGGGCAAGUUGUAGUCCACGGGAGAAUGCGAAGGACCAUUUCCGGUAUAUAUGCGUGGGAUCUCUCGAUGACCCAGAGGCGUUGCCACCCAAGGGGGAGUUCUUCUGCAAGGCUCGAGCGAGCUGGAUGCCAGAAAUUCCCGAUGUAUUCCAUAAACAAGAAAUUCAAAAGUGA